UUAGAAUUUUGACAGCGUUAGAAAUCUGAAAGACGAAAAUGGGGAAAAAUCAGUGGACAAAUCUGGUUAGAGUGAGGACAAUGGUGGCUAGGGCUUGGGUAGGAAGGCAGCCCCCGAAAAUACAGGCGGUGAUUGGAACUCUCGUUGCCACCGCUGUACUGAUUCUCCUUUGGAUCUGCGUCAACGAUCCUGGGCUUAUCUUCUUCGCAGCCGAGCUUUCUCAUGCCACAGGCAUCUCGCUUCUCAUCUAUAAGCUCAUUAAGUGCCGCACUUGUGCCGGACUUUCUCUGAAAUCUCAGGAGUUGACAGCUUUGUUUCUAGGAAUCAAAAUUUAUUGUAGUUACACGACUUUCGACAUACAUGCAAUACUUGACAUGACCACAUUGAUAACAACUUUGUGGGUUGUCUAUAUGAUACGUGUUAUCUUGAAGUCUAGUUACAUGGAGGAUGAGGAUAGCUUUUCAGUGCAAUAUCUGGUGGUAGCAUGCGGUCUUAUGGCACUUGUUGUCCAUCCAGCCUCAUCAUCUGAAGCGCUGAUUAAUCGCCUCAUCUUGGCUUUUGGCUGCAAUUUAGAAACAGUUGCAAUUAUGCCACAACUUCGCUUGAUGCAGAACGCCAAGGUUGUUGAGUCAUUGACAGCCCACUAUGUUUUUGCCCUGGGGCUUGCUCGUUUUUUAAGCUGUGCACAGUGGAUACUUCAGGUUGUCCACAGCCGUGGAACCAUAUUGCUUGCACUUGGAUAUGGACUCUGGCCUGGAAUGGUCCUCCUUUUAGAGAUUGUUCAGACUUCAAUCUUGUUCGACUUCUGUUAUUAUUAUAUUAAAAGUGUUAUCGAAGGUCACUCUGUGCUGAGACUUCCUUCAGAUACAGUUUGAUUAAAAAGUGAAGAUCUUCGCUUUGGAAAAAAAUGCGGAAGUAGCAAUCUAUUUUCACACAUAUAAAUAUAAUGCUAUACUAUAUAACUUUAUAUUCCGUCUACUUCUAAAUGUACUUGCAUGUUAUUGUUGCUGGUUCAGUAAAUUUCACCUUUUUUUUUUUUUAAGGAACUCUGAAGAAGUUUUUUUUUUUUUUUUUUUUUUUUUUUUUUUUUUACUUUGAGUUUAGAAUUUGCUGAAUUCGAAAUAAAGAAUGACUCAUUUUCUGCUAUGAACUAGCUUUAUGUUGAUGUUUUUUUUAUGUUUCUUUAAAAGAAAUAGAACAAAUUUUUAAAUUAAUGUA
Molecule: messenger RNA, 1218 nt
Organism: Dendrobium catenatum
Lineage: Eukaryota; Viridiplantae; Streptophyta; Magnoliopsida; Asparagales; Orchidaceae
Product: ER lumen protein-retaining receptor-like
Exons: 6
Coding region: 39-875 (278 amino acids)
Biological process (GO): protein retention in ER lumen
Cellular component (GO): membrane
Molecular function (GO): ER lumen protein retrieval receptor activity
Source: RefSeq, a predicted model, not a curated record